Messenger RNA from Aethina tumida (small hive beetle), 1463 nucleotides. It is a transcript of the gene shu, whose product is annotated as inactive peptidyl-prolyl cis-trans isomerase FKBP6. The coding region runs from base 76 to 1173 and encodes 365 amino acids. The record is from RefSeq and is a predicted model, not a curated record. NCBI's taxonomy places the organism in Eukaryota, Metazoa, Arthropoda, Insecta, Coleoptera, Nitidulidae. The transcript is spliced from 2 exons. Gene Ontology annotation, molecular function: protein binding; peptidyl-prolyl cis-trans isomerase activity.
GGCUUUGUUUUUUUGCUUAGGUUAGGUCAAUACCUAGGUCCCGGUUUAGUGUAUUUUGUCUUUCAAUUUGUCACUAUGCCUGGUUCAGUAAAAGUAAAGCAUUUAUUCGAAGGAGGGGCAAUUUUCGACGUAGAUAUGAACAAAUACCCAAACUCCGAGGAGGAAGAGGGCGAUAUGUCGAUCAAAGAAAUUAACGAGGAAAUGCUCAAGUUUAUGAACUUUAACUCCCAAGGCCUCGAUGAGGAUAUCUAUGUUGAAGGGCAGACCUUCGAAUUUGUUUCAAGAAAGAUGAAGAACAUCACUGAUGACGGCGGCGUUAAAAAACGCGUGUUACGAGAAGGACAGGGUGAAACACCCGCCUCCAUGGCUUUGGUGAAAGUCGAUUAUAAUGCGUACAUCGAAUUCGAGCCCACCCCAUUUGACUCGACAUAUGCAAGACGAAAGUCACUCAAGUUUGUGGUAAACAAUGGAGAAGUUCUGUUAGGAUUGGAUCUGGCAGUCCAGUCAAUGAAAGCUGGUGAAAAGUCUCAGUUUUUGUUUUCUCCAACAUAUGCAUAUGGUAAAAUGGGCUGCCUGGGAAGGAUCCCUGCCAAUACUCAAGUUCUCUUUGAAAUAGAAUUAAAAGAAAUAAUAGACUCUGGAGCAGCCCUGAUGUUCCAGGACUUACCUGAGGACAAGAAAAGGUCAUUUGAGGAAAUUUACAAAUAUUGCUCGGCUACAUGUGCCAAGGCAAAGGAUCAUUUUUCUGGAAAUAAUAUAAAUAGUGCAAUAAGAGAGUACAAUGGGGCUCUCCACCAUUUGGAGAAUGCACUUUUGGAUAAUUAUGAAGAACAGGAAAAGCAGAGUGCUAUGCUUUUGAAGUUAUACACAAAUUUAGUGGUCUGUUACACCAAAAUCAAUGAGCCUAGGAAAAGCUGCAUGAACUUCAACAAACUCAAUGCUUUAACAAAGGAAAUGAAUGUAGAUGUUCCAGUGAAAGCAUUGUUCAACAAUGCCAAGAGUUUAAAGCAGCUUGGCGAGUACAAUUUGGCCAGGAAGAGAUUAGAACUAGCCAGAGCAAGAGAUCCAAACAAUGUUGAAAUAUCCAUAGAACUUGUUAACUUAGAUAAAACAAUAAGAGAAGAUUUUGAAAAGGAGAAAGCACUUGCCAAAAAAUUAAUGAGUGGGUCCUAAUUUCUUCAUUUCUUCCUCAAGUCUCAGAAUGUGAUUUGUUUUUACAAUUAUUUAAGACUAAGAAUUAGGAUUAUUUUUUAUUAGAAUAAUCAAUAUUUGUAUUCAAAAUUUGAAUGUUGUUAUUAGAAAACCUUGAUUGGUUUAUGAUAGAUUGUAUAUGUACAUGUAAAUAUAUUUUUAAGUUUAUCCUUAAUUAUAAAUAUUUGUUUAGUUUUUGUUAUAUAUAUCUCAAUUUAAAAUUUUGUACUUGUUUCUUUUAUUGAAAUUUAAUAAACAUUUUUUAAACCUUA